AUGAUGGACGGCCGCCUCCUGGAGCACCCGCAUGCCCAGUUCGGGGGCUCGCUGGGCGGCGUGGUGGGCUUCCCCUACCCGCUGGGCCACCACCACGUGUACGAGCUGGCGGGCCACCAGCUGCAGUCCGCCGCCGCCGCCGCCGUGCCCUUCUCCAUCGACGGCCUGCUCAGCGGCUCGUGCGCCGCCGCCGCCUCGGUGGUCAACCCCACGCCGCUGCUGCCGGCGGCCUGCGGGGUGGGCGGCGACAGCCAGCCCUUCAAGCUGUCGGACUCGGGGGACCCGGACAAGGAGAGCCCGGGCUGCAAGCGGCGGCGCACCCGCACCAACUUCACCGGCUGGCAGCUGGAGGAGCUGGAGAAGGCGUUCAACGAGAGCCACUACCCCGAUGUGUUCAUGCGCGAGGCGCUGGCGCUGCGGCUCGAUCUGGUCGAGUCCCGCGUUCAGGUUUGGUUCCAAAACCGCCGGGCCAAGUGGAGGAAGAAGGAAAACACCAAGAAGGGCCCUGGGCGGCCGGCCCACAAUUCCCACCCGACCACGUGCAGCGGCGAGCCCAUGGACCCCGAGGAGAUCGCGCGGAAGGAGCUGGAGAAGAUGGAGAAGAAGAAGCGCAAGCACGAGAAGAAGCUGCUGAAGAGCCAGAGCCGCCACCUGCACUCGCCAGGCGGCCUGUCCAUGCACAGCGCACCCAGCUCCGACAGCGACAGCGGAGGCGGCGGCCUGUCCCCGGAGCCGCCCGAGCCGCCGCCGCCCAACGCUGCGGCCAAGGGCCCUGGGCACAAUGCGGGCUCCGGUUCGGCGCCCGCACCUCCAGGCGAGCCGCCCGCUCCGGGCACCUGCGACCCUGCCUUUUACCCGAGCCAAAGAAGCGGCGCCGGCCCGCAGCUGCGUCUAGGCCGCCCCGUGGACAAGGACCCGGCCCCGUGUGCGCCCGGGGCGGCGGAGCGCAGCGCUUCGGGCCUGCCCAAGGCCAGCCCGUUCAGCGUGGAGAGUCUGCUGUCCGACUCGCCCCCGCGCCGGAAAGCCGCCCCGGCCAACGCCACUGCCGCAGGGCUGGACUUCACGCCCGGGCUGCCGUGCGCGCCGCGGACCCUCAUCGGCAAGGGCCACUUCCUGCUCUACCCCAUCACGCAGCCCGUGGGCUUCCUGGUGCCGCAGGCCGCGCUCAAAGGCGGUGCGGGUGCUGAGGCCGCGCCCAAGGAUGCGCCGCCCGCGCCCACCGCACCGCCAGCGCCUCCUGCGCAGGCCAGCUUCGGGGUCUUCCCUGGGCCCAGCGGCGCUCCGGACUCUGCCGAGGGUGUUGCCUCCCCAGGAGCCCCGACCCCGGCACCUUUCCGGGACCCAGCUGUGGCCGAGGGCGGCGGCGGGGACUGCUCGGACACAGGGGCCUGUGCCGGGGCCCCACCGCCGCCGCCACUCCCGCGGUCCCCCGGGCCUGGAAGGCCUGGAACACGGGUGCCCAGCCCCGCGGGGGAACCAGCCAUUUGCGGGGCCGGGGCCCCUGAGCCAGGCGCCGCGGCAGUAGCCAGCGCCCUGGAUGGCGAGGAGGUGGACAUGGACUGAGGCGGCCCCAGAGGAGCUCAGCCGCACCGCAGGGGCUCGGUUCCGACUCGCACGCCAUCAGGUGAUCGGCUUAGAAACACUGCUUUCCCCCCC
Messenger RNA from Eptesicus fuscus (big brown bat), 1656 nucleotides. It is a transcript of the gene UNCX, whose product is annotated as UNC homeobox. NCBI's taxonomy places the organism in Eukaryota, Metazoa, Chordata, Mammalia, Chiroptera, Vespertilionidae. Gene Ontology annotation, biological process: regulation of DNA-templated transcription. The transcript has 3 exons. Bases 1 to 1563 code for a protein of 520 amino acids. Gene Ontology annotation, molecular function: DNA-binding transcription factor activity, RNA polymerase II-specific; sequence-specific double-stranded DNA binding. The record is from RefSeq and is a predicted model, not a curated record.